CAGCGCGCUCAGCCCUGCCGGCAAUGAAGUCGGAGCCACGCAGCGAGCAGCAAGGCAAGGUACGAGAUUCGAAAGCGGCGAAUGGAUCUGGCGCGAACGCAAUCGUCAACCUCAGCAAGCUGUCCUCCGCCGAGCUGAUGGCUUUGGCGCAGCGGCGAAACAAACAACACGGAUUAUCUGGUCCCGAUGUGCUGGCGCCGGUCUUCCGCGGCGUCGUUGACACGUCGAGCGUCCGGCCGCCCUCGGUACACCCGUUCACCGUGGGCGGGGGCAGCCGCAAGGACCAGUACCGCGGAGCCUGGAAAGCGCUUUCCAAGCGAAUCGGCGUGCCGCUCUUCUCAACAAACGACACAGAGCAUGCCAACAAUGCCACGACAAACACCAACGCAACAACAACAGCACCACGACCCGAGAAGGAAAAGCCGGAACCCAAGGCCGGGGGCUUGAAGUCAGGAGGCGGCGGCGGAGCCUCCGCCACGGCGGCGGGCGCCAUCGGCGCGAUACCUACACACGCGCAGCUAUACGGCUCUCACGCGGAUUACGGUGAUACCAAAUAUGUGAAUGAGAACGACAAGUUCGUGAAGCUUCUGGGGUCGUGGCUGGGUCUGGCGGCGCCCAUUGACCUGCCGCUGCUGGCACCGGGUGCGCCGCCGCUGCUUCUUAAGAAGCUGUUCAAAGAGGUCUUGGAGGCGGGCGGCUCUGCGGCGGUGUCUUGGCCGGCGCUGGCGGGCCGACACGCGGGAGACCCCAUGCUGGCGGGCGUGCUCAUGCAGGUGUACUACGCCUACCUUGCGCCGGCUGAGCGGCGGAUAGCGUCUAGCGCGGGGGGCGGCGGCGGCGGCGGUGCGGCGGCGGCGGCUGGCGGCAGCGGCACUGGCGGCGGCGGUGGCAAGCGGACGCGAGCGGUGCGGUGGGAGGAAGUGUUGAAUGCCGACGUCAAGCGGCGGGCGCAGCUGCCAGAGGGGACACUGCCAAGCAUCGACAAGGUGCGAGCACGGAUCGCCACAGCGCGCGCAGCCAUCCGUGCUCUGGAGCCCAGCAGGCCAGCGGCGGCGGCGGCGCAGCCGGAUGUGGAGGUGGCGGCUGCAGCAGCAGCAGCGGCGGCGGCGCCGCCACCGCCAUCGACCUUGGCAGCGGACGUGUUGCAAGCGGUGCGACUGGCGGCGGCGCGGCCGUCCGCGUUGCUGGAAGGCGGCGGCGGGAGCGGCGGUGGCAAGGAUGCAGGUGGUGGCAAGAAGCGGCGGGCGAGCAAUGCCAGGCGGCAAUCAAAGAGCGCAGCAGCGGCGGCGGCAGCAGCCGGCAGCGCGCGCAAGCGCGCUCGCGGCAGCGCGGCGGCCGCUGACCUGGAGGAGGGCGGCGGCGAGGCGGCGGCGGCGGCGGAAGCGGAGGAGGUGGACGUGGCGGCAGCGGUGGCGGCGGAUGGGGAGCCGCUGGGAAACAUUGAGCCACGGGUCGCCGCGCUGUUGUCUGUGGCGGCCUCGCUCAAGCAGACGCGCGCCGCGCCGCCCGGCCUGGCCUCGCUGCCGCUGCCCGACCUCAAAACCAACUUCAUGGCGCGGUGGGAGGCGUGGCGGGCGGCGCGAGCCGCCAGGGACGCAGCUGCCGCUGCCGUCAAGGCCGAAAGCGACGCGGCAGCGGCGGCGGCGGCUGCGCAUGGGGUCGCUCGGCGGGGCUCGGACACCGGAGACGCGGCGGCGGCGGCGGCGGUGGGGGGCUCGCGCAAGCGGCAGCGGAAAGCCGAGGACGGUGGGGCUGCUGGGGCGGAGGCGGCAGCAAAGAAGAAAGCGGCGACGGUGGCGACGGUGGCGGCGGCGGCGGCGGCGGACACUGAGGACGACGACCCGCUUAUCUCGGGGCCGUCGCUAUCGCGGCAGUCCUCACAGCAGCUGUCGCAGCAGCCGCUAGCGGCGGCGGCGCCGGCGGCGGCGGCAACGGCGGCGGCGCGGCCCACGAACUCGGGCUCCAUCUCGGUCGCUGAGGCAGGCUCGGCGGCAGGAGGAGCUACGGCAGCAGCAGCAGUAGCAUCAGCACCCAAGCCAGCAGUAGCAGGGAGCGGCUUGCCGCCGCUGGCACCUCGGCAUGCGGUUAGCCUGCAGCCGCCAGCGGCGACGGCGGCGGUGCCAAUGACGGUGGCGGCGCCAGUGCCGGCGGACGUUGCGACCGCAGAUGCGGUAGCGGCGGCGCCAGCCGUUGAGGCGGUGCCAGGAGCGCUGCUCGCGGCGGCGUCUGCUGUUGAGGGGGUGGCGAAUGUGGUGCCGGUGCCAGUGCUUGGAGCCCCCACCUCGGCAGUGUCAAUGGCUGCGCCGCAGGGGCCGGAUGUGGCGGCGGCGGCGGCUGCUGGCGAGGUGCCACUUGCAAACAUGUCUUUGGAAGUUGGAGGGUCUGUGGAGGCGGCGGAAGCUGCCGGGCAGCAGUAGAGGCGCAGGUGGCGUGAAGGUGCAGGUGCGACACGGGGUGCCUCCUCAAUUGCCAUUGUGUUGUAAUUGGUGUGAUGGCUAGUAGUAGUUGUGAUCACAGGAUGCGUAGUGUACUGUGGUGGCUGGCUUCGGUACAGGAGAGCUAAGGGACCGGCAUGCAUACUCUCUGUGAGAGGGCCGGGGAGUACUGGGAGGCACAGCCCGCGUGUUCCAAGCGGAGGCGGCUGGUGAUGAAUGGAAGCGGGAGGCGGAUGGAGGAAUGGAUCAGCACCGUCCCGCCUCUGGCGGCAUACGACUCGUUGGCCAGGACUUGCUUCUUGCCCUGCUGACACGUGCUCAUGAGACGCAAGAGGCAGUAGCCACAGAAGCGGAAAGUGUUUGAUGCCAGGAACAGGAUUGCACAAUUACAGCCAGCUGUGCAGGGUUGCAUGGACUCUGAUGAUCGAUGACCCUGCCAUGAUGACGUGGGCCGCCCCCAUCCAGACGGGGCAGCAAUUGCCGCUAGGCCCUGCACGAAGCAAAAACGAGACCGCCCAAACGCCUGAGUUACCGGGUACUUGCACACCGUGCAUGUGCCGGGUGCAGCUGCAGGCGCCUGACUCAAUGCCAGUCAUAGUCAGUUCUGACCC
Chlamydomonas reinhardtii is the source of this 3046-nucleotide messenger RNA. RefSeq lists its product as uncharacterized. The coding region runs from base 24 to 2417 and encodes 797 amino acids. The transcript is spliced from 5 exons. NCBI's taxonomy places the organism in Eukaryota, Viridiplantae, Chlorophyta, Chlorophyceae, Chlamydomonadales, Chlamydomonadaceae. The record is from RefSeq and is a predicted model, not a curated record.